GCCACUUUGGAGCCUGAACGCACCGCAGCGCACCGCACCGCUGGAUCCACGGAUACGCACGACGCGGAGUGGCGGCCAGGCGGGACACGCGCGCUGGUUGCUUUUCAUUCUAUCUUUUUUUUUUUUCAUUCUUAUUAUAGUUCCACAGUGUGUGAAUUGCCUUUGCAUGCAUCAACUUUCACUUAUGGUUGAUGAAGAUGGGCUCAAGUUGUGGUUUGUCACGGGGAAACGGCGCGUCACUGCUGCUGCUGUUGCUGUGGAUGCUGCUGAGAGGAGCUAAAGGAUUGUACUUCCCUCAGAAUGAGUACAAGGAGACCAUUUAUCUUGGCCAGGCAGCAGGGAGUCGGGUCCUCCAGGUCCACGCCAUGCUGGACAGCGAGUCCGAGAAGCCGCACUUCUACCUGUGCUGGUCCAGCUCGCUCAAGCGGCCCGUGUACAGCUCCUGGUUUAACAUGGAUACAAACACCGGAGUGCUGUCCUUGAACAAAACCCUGGAUGAGAAUGACUUUGCCAUGCUAUAUAAACCUUCGUGGUCUGUGAAGAAGCUGUCUCUGUCUGUUAUGGUGCUACCCAAGUUCACCAAGAGGUCCUGGUGCAUCACGAGAAAUAACCCUCGGAUCAUCCUGGACUUUGUAAAUGCCACCAUGCCACAAUGUGCACAGACUGAUUUGAAAGAGUUAUGCUUCCCGCACCGAGACAUCUCCAAACCACACAUCAUGGAGAACAGAUUCCCCGGGCCCGUGAUGCAGCUGCGACGACUCACCAGACUCAACGUGUGCCCCAACUUUACCAUCUCUUACACUGUGGAAUCAGAGACACCUGCUCCCUUCGCCGUGAAUCAGAACACCUCUGAGAUGGUCGUGACGGCUCCUUUAGACCGAGAAGAGAGUGAACGUUACAGACUCCUGCUGGUUUGCACAGUUAUUUCCGAGGCCGCCAUCACCACCCUGGACACUCCUCUGGAUGUUUUUGUCAACGACGAGGACGAUAACGCGCCAUACGUGAACUUAACCGACACGGCGGAGAUCGUCAUCAGUUUCAAUCGGACUAAAGGUGGCACUUACGGCACAUUGUCAAUUUUUGACCGGGACUUGACCUCCAUCUAUUCUACAGACCAGAGUCACAAUAGGUAUGUUGAGACCUUGCUCAACACGGACCCAUGGACGAGAGAAACAUUUGAUGUAAAACGCAGCUUCAGUGAAAAGAAAGCAGCUCAUAAUGGAGUCAGAGAAACCAUUCAUAACUACGACCUGAUCCUGAAGAGGAACCUGCUUGUGACGGAGAAUCGCAGUGUGCAGCUGGACUAUCUGGUCAACGACACCACCUACCCUGGUCUGGAGGGAACUGUGUCCCUUCACUUCAACGUCACCAUCUUACCGGUCCACAUCCGCUUUGAGAACUUCACGCAUAUCUUCACGCUCACCCGGAGAGCUUCCCUUUAUGCUCAGGUUGGGAGAGUCUGCGUGGAAAACUGCCAGCAGUUUGAUGGUUUCAGUGUCACAUACCAGCUCAAGGUUCCCGAUAAGAACAUCUCUGCUGACGAACUGUCCUGCUAUGCGGCCAUAAGUAUCGCCCAGGCGCCUGACGAAAUGUGGGGACUCCUCUACGUUAACGACUCGGAGUCUCUACGAAGAGCCGAGUGCCAGGAUCUGCAGUUCAUCGUUGUAGCUCAGGCGGCCAACGCACAAGGGGAAGUCAGCGCUGAGAUCCGAAUCAUUCUGGAUGCUGAAGUGGUGAACCAGGAGAGUCAGCAGCUCGUGUCCUGCUCGGAAAACAGACGUCGAGGAGACUGUGAGUCCACCAGAGGCCUGGGGGCGACGAUGGGGAGAUGCCAGUGGAGGCAAGGCACUGAAAAAGGAAUUGCUGAAAACUACUCGACCUGCUCCCCGGACCUGCGCACAUGUCCAGAUAGCUUUUGUGACGCUAUCGAAAGCAAAGAUACAUCAAUAUGCCCGCAAGACUGUACGAAGGAAACUGUCACAGGAGGUCAUGAACUUGGUCUAAGAAAUGGCAUCCAGGCUGGCUACGGGACAUGUUACUGCUUGACGGAAAGAUGCUUCUGUGAAAAAGACGAUGUUGAGGAGGGGCUCUGCGACGACAUGUGCAAGACGGUCAUCGCCACCAUUCUGCUCCUCUCCUUCAUCGUUUCCAUCCUCCUUUCAUCCUACUUCAUCCACCGCUACCACAAGAAGUCACCCAAGGCCCCAAUAGCGUCCGCUGAGAUGACUUUCCGCCGGCCGGCCCAGGCUUACCCCAUCAGCUUCCCCGGUAACAACCUACGAAGAGGCUCGCAGGAAUCCAUCGAGACCGACACCUUUAAAAUACCUGAGGAUCCCAAAUGGGAAUUCCCUCGGAAGAACCUCGUGCUCGGCAAGACUUUGGGAGAGGGAGAGUUUGGGAAAGUCGUCAAAGCGACGGCAUUCAGGUUGAAAGGAAAAGCAGGUUACACUACCGUGGCUGUGAAAAUGCUGAAAGAAAACGCCUCCCAUAGUGAGCUCCGGGACCUGUUGUCAGAAUUCACUUUACUCAAGCAAGUGAACCACCCUCACGUCAUUAAGAUGUACGGCGCGUGCAGCCAAGAUGGUCCAUUGUACCUGAUCGUGGAAUAUGCCAAGUUUGGGUCACUUCGCAACUUCCUUCGCGAGAGCCGGAAAGUUGGCCCGAGUUUCAUGGGAAUGGACGCCAACCGAAACUCCAGCUAUUUGGAGAACCCAGACGACAGGGCGCUGACCAUGGGUGACCUGAUCUCCUUUGCAUGGCAGAUAUCCAGAGGCAUGCAGUAUUUAGCUGAAAUGAAGCUUGUUCACAGGGACCUCGCAGCACGAAAUGUGCUCGUAGCAGAGGGAAGGAAGAUGAAGAUCUCAGACUUUGGCCUCUCCAGAGAUGUUUAUGAGGAGGACUCUUAUGUUAAGAGAAGCAAGGGUCGGAUACCUGUUAAAUGGAUGGCGAUAGAAUCCCUGUUUGAUCACAUUUACACGACCCAAAGUGACGUCUGGUCCUUUGGUGUGCUCUUAUGGGAAAUUGUGACAUUAGGAGGUAAUCCAUACCCGGGCAUUGCACCCGAGCGCCUCUUUAACCUGUUGAAGACUGGAUACAGGAUGGAGAGACCGGAGAACUGCUCCGAAGAAAUGUAUAACCUCAUGGGCCGAUGCUGGAAACAAGAAUCGGACAAGAGGCCGACGUUCUCCGACAUCAGCAAAGAACUGGAGAAGAUGAUGGUUAAAAGUCGGGAUUAUCUGGACUUGGCAGCGUCCACGCCUGCUGACGCCCUGCUGUACGAUGACGCGCUCUCUGAAGAGGACACACCACUUGUGGACUGUAAUAACGCCCCUAUCCCUCGAACCCUCCCCUCCACAUGGAUUGAAAACAAGCUCUAUGGCAUGUCAUACCCGAACUGGCCCGAGAAGAGCCCGGUACCGCUCAACAGACAUGAUGCCACUAAUCCAGUCUUUACAAGAUAUGCCAAUGAUAGUGUUUAUGCAAACUGGAUGGCUUUGCCUUCACCCGCAAAAACCGUGGACAAGCUUGAUAGCUAGAUGUGACAAGACAAAUCCACAUUGUAGAAAAGAUGUGUUGGUAGAUGUGUAUAUUUCUAUAAGACUGUAUAUAUAUACAAUCUGAUGCUAAAGUCGGUUCCCUUUUAUUUCUGUUGCACGGGUACUAAAACUGGGAUCUUCUGGGGUUGUUUUUUUUUUGCCGUGAAACUUGCUGGAUCAAAGUAGGCCAUGUUUUAUUCAGCUCUUAUGUAUAUUAAUUAUUACCUCACAGUCAUGUCAGCCACGUUGUAUCACUGCAUGACUGUUGUACCAGAUUGUACGUCAGCGUCUUUUAAGUGCCUGUGCCGCUUUCGACAAUAGCCUCCAAAUGUUAGUGUGCUACUGUGAAGAUAUAAAUGUUCCAGCCCAGGAAUGAAAGGGGACACUUUUACCAUCAUCUGCUGUAGACAGCUGGAACUGCGUGGACAAGACGUUUUUACUUUGGAGGACUGCGCUCCUUAAUGUGCCCAAAGACCAAUUUUCUGUUUUACCCACAUGAUGUUUCAGAAAUAUUUCCAAACAGGCGUGUAACUGACUUCUUAUUUUUAUUAUGAUUAUUUUUUUUUAAUGAUAUAAAUGUCAGUAAAUCAGUGCUACUUUUGUUUGAUGACCUAAUGCAAAUUGUGGCCAUUUCAUUCUUUUUUUUCACUCAGUGUAAAAGCAAACGUCAAGGGAAAAACAUGUAAACUGA
Molecule: messenger RNA, 4227 nt
Organism: Syngnathus typhle (broad-nosed pipefish)
Lineage: Eukaryota; Metazoa; Chordata; Actinopteri; Syngnathiformes; Syngnathidae
Gene: ret
Product: ret proto-oncogene receptor tyrosine kinase
Exons: 20
Coding region: 192-3536 (1114 amino acids)
Biological process (GO): protein phosphorylation; cell surface receptor protein tyrosine kinase signaling pathway; homophilic cell-cell adhesion
Cellular component (GO): axon; signaling receptor complex; membrane
Molecular function (GO): ATP binding; transmembrane receptor protein tyrosine kinase activity; calcium ion binding
Source: RefSeq, a predicted model, not a curated record